AUGAAGCCGAGACACAGCGUCCACACGCUGCUGGUGUGCUGCAGUGUGUUUUGGGUAGUCGUCUCCUCCUUCAGGGUUAAAGCUCCUUCUCCUCCUCCCAGCUGUAACGCCUCGCUGGCGUUCUCCUCCGACGUCUCCUCAUCGUCUGAAGGAAACGGGAACAUCCACCGCAGGUCUCUGUCUGCUUGGACGUGGAGGUCCAGUACGGUGAAGAACCGGAUCCCGUCUACGCUUUGGGAGGCUGAGUGCAGCAGCAGCUUCUGUUCCAGUCCGGACCCGGGUCACUCAGACCACCACUCCCUGAACUCGGUCCCGGUCCACCAGAACGUCCUGGUCCUGACCCGCAGGGACGCAGACGGCUGCUACACCGCCGCGUACCGCUCCGUGGCCGUCGGCUGCACCUGCGUCUGGGCCAAGACCAGCAACUGAACCAGGACCAGCUGGACCAGGACCGCCUGAACCAGGAUCAGCUGAACCUGGACCUCCUGACCUGAAACCUGAACCAGCUGAACCUGGACCGCCUGGACCAGGACCAGCUGGACCUGGACCUGAACCACCUGAACUUGAACCUGAAUUGGAAUUGUAACAAUAAGACUGAUAAAAAAAACAAAAAUCUGGAAUUUGAUAUUUAUUGAUUUGAUUAUGUGAUUAAAAU
Centropristis striata (black sea bass) is the source of this 655-nucleotide messenger RNA. RefSeq names its product interleukin 17a/f2 (gene il17a/f2). Gene Ontology annotation, molecular function: cytokine activity. NCBI's taxonomy places the organism in Eukaryota, Metazoa, Chordata, Actinopteri, Perciformes, Serranidae. The transcript has 3 exons. The coding region runs from base 1 to 429 and encodes 142 amino acids. Gene Ontology annotation, cellular component: extracellular region. The record is from RefSeq and is a predicted model, not a curated record.